AUGGAUGAAAAGCAACACCAAAAGAGUUCAAAGUCACCUGAAAGGAAACUAAAGACAGUUGAAUUCAAGAAAAAGAAACGUGUUAGGUUUCUGUUACCCCAUAAAGCUGACAAGGAAAAGAAGCACUCUUCCUUACAAGAUACAGAUGAGUCAAAGUUCAGAUGUGAAUGUCACCACUGCCAGAUGUGUGGGGGGAACACAUCUGGGGUCUCCGUGGGACCUAGGACUGAAGCAGUCUCUCCAUCAUCCUCCUGGGAAAUGCUAACACUAGACCUCAGUAACUUGACACUCAACGCUCAUACCACCCAGCCCCAUCUUGUACAAGACACCAUAUCAAAAGGAGAGAACAAAAUGCAGUGGGCAAGGAAAAACAAGAGGAUGUUUCAAAAGGUUCUCUAUGAAUGGACAGAAUAACUAUGACACUGUCAUCGUCAUGAGAAGGAAGAUCCAAACCUACAGGAUCAUGAGUAUUAACAUCUUUUGGGUAGCAAGAUCAGGAGGAGUAAUGUCCAACCUGUUGAUAAUAGUACAGCUAGAUCAUGAUUCUAAUCUAUUCCAAAUAUAUAGCCGUCUUUUCCUUGGUAGUUUAGGCAUUUUCCCUUAGGCUUUCUGGGAAGAGAUGGUCCUCAGCAAGGACGACCAGAUUGCUGUUUUUCUAUACUCCCCAUGUCAGUGUUCCCAUGGGAUUUGCUACCAAUUUUCCCUCCGUGGGUUUGAUGGUUUUCCUCCUUUACAUUGUU
This is a messenger RNA of Mus caroli (Ryukyu mouse), 740 nucleotides long. RefSeq names its product protein FAM156A/FAM156B-like. Lineage: Eukaryota; Metazoa; Chordata; Mammalia; Rodentia; Muridae. The record is from RefSeq and is a predicted model, not a curated record.